Molecule: messenger RNA, 2316 nt
Organism: Lobosporangium transversale
Lineage: Eukaryota; Fungi; Mortierellomycota; Mortierellomycetes; Mortierellales; Mortierellaceae
Exons: 3
Coding region: 188-2245 (685 amino acids)
Molecular function (GO): protein binding
Source: RefSeq, a predicted model, not a curated record
CAUAUCUUACUUUCACAGUCUUUAGUUUUGCACUUGUCAGCAUAGAAAACAAGAGGAAAAUCCUUUCGAUAUUUUAGGGACAUAAAAAUAAACUUAGAAGACAGGUUUUUUUUAAAACAAAUCUUCAUCCAACUUCUCAUCGCUCUUGACAUUCAUUUUCAGCCCUUGUUUAAUUUGAUCUCAUGACAUGCUGUCAGUACCACCCAUGACAACCAUAAUGUCCACAACGACAAAAACAAUGACGAACCAGGGAUCAAGAGGGAGGAGGGGUAGCGAUUGUAUUGGUUAUCCACACAAAAACAGAAAGCCAGGCACAGAAUUAUUCUCUGGUCAAUUGUUCCUGAAACACCUCUUAUCAUCAUGCAUAUUAUUGACGCUCCUCUGUUCACGCUCACUUGCCCAGUCACCAUCGCCGGCAACAUCUUCUCCUGUUACUUCGCCUCUUGCUGCUUCACCUCCUGUAGCACCCUUUCCUGUCAACAGUGCUGCAUAUGCUAGAACUGCUACAAAGCUCUACAUCGUUGGAGGCAUCACCGGCAACCUUGUCUAUUCUCAAUUCUUUUCCUUGGAUCUUGCUGUCCCUUGGAAUGCUUCCACGCCAGCUUGGCAACGACUAGCAGAUGGUCCGAGACAACAUUUGUUCCCUGCAGUUUUCUCUGCAGAUCAGAAAACAAUGAUCACCUUUCACAGUGGAUCCACCUUUGCAAUGCGAUAUAAUGUUGACUCUGAUACAUGGUACCCUUCCAAAACUGUUGCCGAAUUUGGGGUUUUACAAGGUGUAGGUGCAGUCACUGAUCUAUCCACAGGACUUGUCUAUAUGGCAGCAGGAUAUACUGCCAUGAGGUCACAGAUGAGCGUUUACAACUUUAAAAAAGAUGCCAUCAGCUCAUCACCAAACCCACUUCCACAAGAGAAUACGCUCUUCAAGGCGCGCGCAUAUUAUGGAAACGUGUGGUCGAAACAUAGAAACAGUAUCUUAUACUUUGGGGGCUAUGACACUGCUUUAAAAGCUUUGCCCCAGGAUAAUGUAGUGACUGAGUAUGUCCCUACUUCGGGACUCUGGCAAACGUUGAGCACGACAGGUGUUCCACCACCCAUGCGUGCCGACCAUUGUAUGGCGACAAAUGACGACGGUACUCUUAUGGUCGUGUAUGGUGGUCGACUGUCGAGCACGAGGGGCUACGCUGGUGAUAUUUAUAUCCUUGAUAUUGUGACCCAGACAUGGCGCUGUGGUACAACAGGGCCAAUCAGGGCUUACGCAGCAUGUACCAUUGCUGGAAACCAGCUUCUUGUCUGGGGGGGACGUGUUAAUGACAAAGAUAUUGUUGACCAGGACGUCCUAAUUUACGAUUUGGAGCGCGAUCAAUGGGUGAAAAACUACAUCCCUCCCUCAUCUUAUAAUAACAAAAAUCAGACCUCUCCAGAAAAACCAGGAUCAGUGGGGCCUGACUACGGUUAUCCUGACAACAGCAACGAAUCUUCUUCCUCCUCUCACACAGGCGCUAUCGCUGGAGGAGUUAUUGGCGGCAUUGCAGUAGUCGCGGCCACUAUCCUUUUGUUUGUAUUCUUACGACGAAGACAACAUCGUACACAUGGUGCAAAGCUCGUCAAUACGAAAGAUGAUGAAGAUCCAGAUGGUAACCCAACAUCGGGUGCGCAUGCGGAGGGGGCCAGAAAUGAACAAGAGUUGAGGGAUCUUCGUGUGAGGCUUCAGAAUCAGCAAGAAGAAUUGGAACUGCAUCGUAGGCUAUUGCUAUUACAACAAGAUCCACAGCAACAGCAGCAACAGCAACAGCAACAACAACAACAACAACAGCAACAGCAACAGCAACACUCACCGUAUCUCCCACCUUCUUACUCCUAUCAACCUCCAAUAUUUUUUGGCGUGGCACCUUCCACAGCUAGUGACCCCUAUGUAGCAAUCAACAAUCCAUAUACCCACAGUACAGAAGUCCCUAUCGCAGUAGGUCAAUAUCAUGGAGCCUCACCAUCAUCACCUCUGCCAAGUUACGCGCCCCAUCCCUACCAAUCCAUUUCAUCACCAGCACCUUCACAUAUUAUGAUAGCAACUGAUGUGAUCACCACGAGCCCUCCGCCUUCUCGGACGCCCAGCCGAAUUAAUUCUGCAACAUCCUUUCAUGACACCUCUUCUGAGGGAAGCAGCACUCAAUUGAGAAGUCAACGACCGCCUGGAAAUCCUCAAGUCGGCGCAAGAGAUCGUCUGUUAUCUCAAUCAAACCCAUAAUGCAUCGACAGGAUAAAAAUAACUAGUCUAAUAACCUUAAUAACAUCGCCACUUGUUCAUGUAUUUCGUAG